Molecule: messenger RNA, 2408 nt
Organism: Chara braunii
Lineage: Eukaryota; Viridiplantae; Streptophyta; Charophyceae; Charales; Characeae
Source: the annotation of a GenBank genome assembly
UAGAUCACCACAUUCCGCUUCCAAUCGGCCACCUGUUGUCCAUAUCAGAACAAGCCAAUGAUCGCAUGCUCCAGCAUUGCAAGGCCAAUCGAAAACGAUUCGCACUCGCCAAGCUGGCAACGGCCAAGGGGAAGGCUCCCGUAAAGGAGACAAAGUUGGAUACACCUGGACCCUCAGAGCCUGUACUCCUGGGACUUCUCCAGAAAAGCGACCAUUUUCUGCGCAUCAAAGCUACCCCGUGGGAGUCCGCGGAGUGUGAUGUGGAGAUCUGGGGACUCCCAUACAACGCGAUCCUUGAUUCCGAGGGAGCAGUGUUGGCAAUAUCCCUGCGAGUAGUGGAACGGGCAGGAAGAAGGAAGGAUUUGGUCCCACUCAACGAAGGAGACCGUUUGAUCUCCGCCGAUGAGGAGAAGAUCAGAGCGAUAGGAAAAAUGACAAACGUCGCUUUUAAGUUGGGAAAAGUCCACGCCUUGGGAGACGUGGUGGUUCUUAAUGUGAACUCGUACGACGUACUCAUCGGACUGCCUGCGUUAAACGCCCUCCAGGCCAAUCUAGACUUUGAGCGACGGAAGGUGGUUAUCAAGAACAUCGGGGGUAAGCCGUACGUAGUCCCCAUGCGCCUCACCCUCCGCACGGCUACCAACCCGCCACGUAGAUCUCACCCAGAGGUAGGCGGGCCAAUUCGGACAGUCACCUGGGACGGACUCAUAGAGGACUCAGAGACUAGUAGCGAAGAACACGCGUCCCCGCUUCCCGAGGAUUUGGAAAGUGAGGACGAGACAAGCCCGGCGAUUCAAGAGUUGACACGAAGGGUAAUCCGCUACCCAGUCCGGCAGAAAAUGCCGAAAACGUUCGUGUUGACCGAAGAAAAUGUCCAACGAACUCGAGCUCUGAUCAUAGGAGAACCCCUGGUACAGGUGGCUCCCCGACUCUUCGGAACCCCCUCGGACCCUGUACGAGGGCACCACUCCCUUGCUCCCCCGAUACGUGGACAAGCGAUCCUUCUGCGACGUCACGGAACCCCCUCCCCGAUCGCUUCUUACCACAGACAAGGAGAUACGGUUGCUGCAUCUGGAGCGGAAAUACAGGCUCCGGAACCCCCUGGGUGCCCCGAAGCCUCGCUGUUUGAUGUCGGGAUAAAGAUCGCUGAGAAAUCGGUGGAUCCCCAGGAUAUUGCGGACGGGAUAACCCCCGAAGAACACGUGGCCAUCCGAGAAGAGGAAGCCCAGAUGGUAGCCACUGUGUUCUCGUGGUGGUCGGACAACUCUUUCAUCUCUUCCCCGUCGCCCCGGGACUCUAAGGCAGUACGUACCAAACACGUUACAGCCGAUAUACACGGGCGGCCUUACGAGUUACACGUGCCAGAAUACGUGUCCGACGGACCCCACCAACUUAUUGCAGAGAUCUUAGCGGAAUAUCGGGGUGCUAUCAGCAUUGAUGACGCGGACAUCGGAUUCUACCAUGUGCUCCCGCCCGUCUUUCCCCUUCUGAAGGGGAAACACGGGCGGGAGCACGUAGUCGAAUAUGCUUCGAGGACGAUGCCGGACGAAAGGAAGAAUGACUCGGCGCCACAAGGAGAAUGCUACGCUAUCGUCUGGGGAAUCAAGCACUUCCACCCAUAUCUCUAUGGGCAGAAGUUCCUCCUCGUAACGGAUCACGAGCCGUUGCUGACCCUCAAGAAGCUGACGAACUACACGGGAAUGAUUGGGCAAUGGGCGGUGAGGCUGCAGGAGUAUGAUUUUGAUAUCGUCCACAGAAAAACGGAAAGGCACGGGAACGCCGACGGAUUGACACGUCUGCACCGGCCAGGCAAGGUGCCACGCAACGAGGAGAUCACUCCGUGGAAGGAUCGCGAGCAUCCCAAGGGACUCGGUUACCUAGAUCCCGGGACCAUUGCGAACGCUCACUUCAACCCGGUGAGCAGAGGAGAAGAGGAGGAGGAAGAGGAAGAAGACGAGGAAGAGACCUUCGGAGAAGACGAGGAAGAGACCUCCGGAGAGGACGAGGAUUGUAGUGAGCAUAGUGGGCAUGAGGCGGGGGUGGUGAGCGAAGAAGAAGAAGAAGAAGAAGAAGAAGAAGAGCGGGAGGAGGCAGAAGAAGAAGCGGUCGGAGAAGAGGAAGCGCUGAUCAGGCGGAAGCCCAAGAAGAGGAUCCGGAGGCAGAGCGACGCAGGGCGGCCAUCGUGGAAGGAAAGCGGUCAUUGGAGCAGUCGGUGGGAGUUGAUCUGCCUGUACCAAGAGCUCCCUGAAACGGUGAUGGGGACGGCGAAUUUCUUACCGCCUUUGCCGAAUGAUCUUCCCCCGCCUAUCCCCGCCAUCUUCCGACUCCCCCACCCUUGAGACGACGACGGCUCGAAUGACGUGUCGACAGGAUGACUUCCACACUCUUAUCCUACGUUAACGACACGU